CUGGAUUAUUACCCUUGCUCCUGGAACGCCUGGUAGCAUCCUCUUCUUUCCGGGCACCACCAUUAAACAGUGCACGUACAAGGCAUACUUACUUUACUGUCAUGGGCAUGUUGGGCUGAAACGUACUUGCUGGUGUACGUGGCACUUUCGGAAUUUAUACUGGACAGGAAACAUCUUCUAUCUUAAAAUUCUCAGAUAUGACAACAUCAUCCAACGAGCCUGAUGCGGCUUUGCGAAUUACGGUUACGCCCUCUCAGUCUUCGUACUUUGCCGGAGAACCGUUCGCGGUGACAAUCACCUUCACCAAUACGCACUCUCCUGAAGCACCUGUACAGCCUAGAUCAGCUUCCCAUACUCACAAGAGAGGAGCCCACUCCAUAAGCUCUGCACCCAUUUCCCGACCGCCGACAUCGCCUGGUACCCGUACACCAAAUUCAUUCGUUCCCAAACGGCCACGUAGGGGAGACGUUCUUCCCUCAAGAAAAGGUCUCAUCGGCCAGAAAAUUGAGCCCCGGGGUUCUGAUACACUUCCGGACUUGAUUGAGCAACGGCGAAAAAGGUUGCUAGCAAAGUCAUUGUCUGUUGCCAUUGCUCCCCACGAACUCGAAGAUGAACUUGCCGACAUUCCAAGGUCUGUAUCGUUUCUCCAGCGUGGGUUCGAUGAUGGGCCUUAUAUAAACCCUACGUCGCCCAACGUUUCCUCGCCUCUUUCGCGGUCAGAUACGCUUCCACUUGCCGCAAACCACCCUCAUGCACGAAAAGAUUCAUUGCUUGACGGACAACUGUCUCUCCGUGAAAUGACGUCCCCGACGAGCGUAUCUUCUCCGUAUACGCCGACAUCUUCCACUUCGACAUUUUCCCUGAUCCUUGAUCCAAUCAUAGAAUCAACAAGCAUGACGCAUCCUACACCGUCCGUUUCGUCCCCACGAAUAGAAACGGCGUCUUCACAUUUCCCAUCAAACGCCGUUCACGCGUAUCCAUCGUCCUACCGUUCUUCGCGAUGUCCAGCACAAAUAGGACUGGGUCAGCCUCCACCAGAUACUAGGCUUCGUAUCCCGCCCCGAACCGCAUUUUCAUCCACGUUUCCACAGACAAACACCGAAUUAAUACUUUACUCAUAUGUCCAACUGACGGGUUCACUAAUGAUCACAACGACACCUAUCUCGUUGGAGCAAACGCAUACCCUCAACUCCUUACGAUCAUCCCUUCUCAAACGCCCUGUCGUUGGUGGAGGAAGUAUGGACAUUACUUCUUCGCAAAACCUACGACCCCGUAACCGGCGCACGCAUAGUCGCUCAUCAUCUAUAUCUUCGGGAAUACUGUCUCUUCUUUCUCCUUCUUUGUCGACCCCUUACUUCCCCUCGACCCCAGGCCUGUCAUCAGGAAGUCUGCAUAGUGCACGGACACCUACAUCCUCGUCAUCAUUUCCCCCUUCUUCCUGGAUGGGAUUCAGCCCGAUCGAAGACGUCGAUCCUGAUGUGCCCCUCCCCAUCAUUGAAAUUCAGCCUGUGAUGUUAGCUGUGGACCUCUCUUUGUUGCCUGGCGAGUCAAGAACAUAUACAUAUACUGUUUCACUGCCUUCCAACCUACCGCCGACAUUCCGUGGCCGAUCAUUCAAGUUCUCAUAUGAGCUAGCGGUAGGUACAUGCCGCGCAGGAAACACGAGUUCAAAUAGUAUCAGUCGAGUAAUGAAGGUGCCGAUCAGGAUGUACAACAACGUUCAAGUUGGUCGUGCCCCGCGUCCAUACGAUCUAUUGUGGCCAGUUAAAACUCGGGUGGAUAUCAGUGGAUCUGUCACAGAAGAUACGCUGCUGCAGAAAAAGGAAAAGACGAGUACAGGAUCCCUUGAGGAAGUCAAAAGCUAUGCGCGACAUCUCCUGCUAUCUAUACCUGACCCAAACACCAACGACGCCAGAAUCCAGGUGCCUCCUGAAACAGUUGGCGAAGGGAGAGGAUGGCGUCGGCACUAUUCACAUUCAGAGGAGGACUCAGGGGGACUAACAGGGUGCAGAGAAGCUGUAGAAAUCUUGACGCGAAUUCCAAAAAAAGCUUCUUACGAUGUCACCAAGGACGGUGUUAAGGUUGCUGUCCUCACGUUUACCAAGUCUGCUUACAGGUUAGGGGAAACUAUUCAGGGUGUUGUAGAGUUGAACGAGCGGACAAGCCGAUCAAGGGUCCUACAGAUGUCUGCGAUGCUUGAAACACAGGAACAACUUCCAUCGUCGGUAGCUGGUCCAUCCAACUCCAGACACUCGCGGCGAGUUCACGCUGAACACCACUCCUCCUUUACUCUCUCCACAUUACGCACCACAUUUUCUCUUGACAUACCAUCUGAUGGCAGUCCGGCUUUCCAAAUAUCCAUUGGCGAUGAUUUCUCCGCCAAGCCGGGCGGGUUAGAGUGGAAAGUUCGUUUAUGCUUACUGGUUUCUAUUGCUGCAGAGUCAUCGCACGCGGGUUCCGAGGGUGUAAGGAUGAAGAGUCUUGUUCGGGAUGGGCCUGAUGGUGAAUGGGGUGCCUCGUGGUGGGCUACAAAAAGCAUCGCGCCAAUGGAGAAGUCCAUCGUGCCUGCGCUUCCUCCACAGCCACAAGGAUGGGCGGCAUAUCUGGCUGCAUCUAUCCUAGGCACAGGGGACAGUGAGUAUCACGAUGGGGAUGAGGAAGAUGUCGAAGUGAUCGAUGGGAUAAAAGCUGAACCUGGUGGCGGAGUGGGGAUUGGAGUCGAUUUUGGAGGCGGUCGUGAAGGCUGGAAGGACGUCAAGGUAGAGACUGUUGAGUGUGAUGUGCCUGUCAAGGUCUGGCCAGGAAAUACUGCUUUCAAAGCCUUGGACGUCGUGUUUACAGUAUAAACCUUUUCGCGGAUUUCUCCUUUCUUACCUGGAGCCUUGAGGAUAUUGUCACUGUAUUUAUCUACAUUAAGUUAUAAUGCACCAGAUUUGUUAUUGCAUUCAAGACGCCUUUCAAAUCAUCCGGUGAUUCU
This is a messenger RNA of Guyanagaster necrorhizus, 2977 nucleotides long. RefSeq names its product Rgp1-domain-containing protein. The record is from RefSeq and is a predicted model, not a curated record. NCBI's taxonomy places the organism in Eukaryota, Fungi, Basidiomycota, Agaricomycetes, Agaricales, Physalacriaceae. Bases 198 to 2846 code for a protein of 882 amino acids. The transcript is spliced from 6 exons.